Molecule: messenger RNA, 2705 nt
Organism: Ctenocephalides felis (cat flea)
Lineage: Eukaryota; Metazoa; Arthropoda; Insecta; Siphonaptera; Pulicidae
Product: sarcosine dehydrogenase, mitochondrial-like
Exons: 16
Coding region: 1-2700 (899 amino acids)
Cellular component (GO): mitochondrial matrix; mitochondrion; cytoplasm
Molecular function (GO): sarcosine dehydrogenase activity; protein binding
Source: RefSeq, a predicted model, not a curated record
AUGUUUACGAAUAAAAAUAUAGUUAAAUAUUGUAGUAAAUGGAAAGACUUUAAACAGUUAUAUAGUUCAAAAAGUGUAAACUUACCUGAAUCUGCAGAAGUAGUGAUAAUCGGUGGUGGAUCCGCCGGGUGCAAUACUUUAUACGAACUUACAAAAAGAGGUGUAAAUGCCCUUCUUUUGGAAAGAUCUCAGUUAACUAGUGGCACUACUUGGCACACAGCUGGUCUGGUAUGGAGACUUCGGCCAAACGACACCGAAAUCCAAAUUUUGGCGGACACCAGGCACCGUUUGAUGAGUCUAGAAGAGGAAACUGGUCUUAAUUCAGGAUGGAUUAAUAACGGAGGAAUAUUCAUCGCACAUUCUAAGGAACGUUUGGAUGAAUACCGUCGUUUAUCAACAAUUGGACGAUGCAUGAAUGUAGAAAGCGAAAUUUUGGACCCAUCUGAGACCCAAAAGUUAUUCCCAUUAUUAGAUCCUGAAAGUUUUUAUGGAGCUCUCUAUAGUCCUGGAGACGGAGUGGUCGAUCCCGCCAUGAUGUGUGCAGCUUUGACCAGAGCGGCUGGACAUAAAGGAGGAAAAUUUAUUGAAAAUUGUGCCAUUACUAAAAUUUUGGUGGGCGAAACACUAUUGGGUGAAAAAGAAGUUGUAGGCAUUGAAACUGAGCAUGGAACUAUAAAAACUAAUUGCGUCAUUAACGCUGCAGGAGUAUGGAGUGGACAUCUAUUAGAAGAUUUAGGUUUAUCCUUGCCUCUGAUUCCUAUGAAGCACGCUUAUAUCGUUUCGGAACCUAUGGGUGCGCAAGGAUUACCAAAUAUAAGAGAUCAUGAUGCGUCAGUUUACUUCCGGAUUCAAGGAGAGAGCAUUUGUAUGGGAGGAUAUGAAACCGAUCCUAUACUUCUUGGAAAGGUGCCACCAGACUUUUCAUUUGGAUUAUACGAACUGGAUUGGUCUGUUUUUGAAGCACACACUUCUUGGGCCGGCAAGAUUUGCCCCGCUUUCGACCAAGCUGGGAUAAAGUCAACAGUUUGUGGACCAGAAUCUUUCACACCGGAUCAUAAACCCAUUAUGGGGCCCGAUCCUAGAUUACAUGGUUUAUUUCAUAACUGUGGAUAUAAUUCCGCCGGCAUGAUGUUGGGAGCAGGCUGCGCCAAACAAAUGGCGAAAUGGAUAAUAAAUGGAAGGCCAGAUUUCGACAUGUUUGCUUACGACAUACGACGAUUUUCACCCAAACAGAUGAAUGAUACGAAAUGGGCCACUGAGAAAAGUCACGAAAGCUAUGUGAAAAAUUACAGCAUAGUUUUCCCACAUGACGAAUCUUUAGCUGGGCGUAAUUUACAUCUAGACCCACUACAUGAUGAAAUGUUGGCAUAUCACGCAGUUAUGGAAGAGAGACAUGGUUGGGAACGUCCAGGUUACUUUCUAGAAGACAAAGUCAAAUCACCAGAUGCUAAAACAGCAGCACCUGUGACAACAUAUGACUGGUAUGGCAGUUACGGCCACCAAAAAUCACCAGACCAGAGAUAUGUAGAGAAAUUAAAAGGAGAAUAUCGGUUUGGAUUUCCCGAAUGCCAUGAUAUCAUUGCUUCCGAAGCAAUGGCGUGUCGAAAGCAGGCAGCUUUGUUCAAUAUGAGCUAUUUUUGCAAACUAUAUUUAACAGGACCUGAUGCCCAGCAAGCCAGUGACUACAUAUUUACUGCAAACACAAACAAACCUACAAACAAAACGGUAUACACAUGUGCAUUAAAUCAGAAUGGUGGCGUAGAAGCAGAUGUAACUAUAUCGGCCAUAGAUCCUGGAGUCGGAAAUAUCACAGAUCCAAUAUUCAAGGGUCGAGGAUUCUAUAUAGUUGCUGGAGGCGCAUCGGCUUAUCACACUUAUGUUCACAUAAAGUCAAUUCUAAGAGAAAAAAAUUUCAAGUGCCACAUUAGAGAUGUCACUGAUCAAAUGGGAGUUUUAUCGAUACAAGGGCCUAAUAGCCGUGAAAUACUAAAACAGAUGACAAAUGCAAACCUGAGUGAUGAGGCGCUUCCACCAAAUUCAACAACCAUGCUCACGAUUAAGGAUGGAUUAUCUAAAUCUUAUGUAUGUCGUGCACUUCGUGUAAGUUUUGUGGGAGAGCUAGGCUAUGAAUUGCAUAUGCGGAAUGAAGACUGCGUGCCAAUUUUUCGAGCUUUGAUGGAUGUUGGAAAAUCUAAGGGACUUAGAAAUGCCGGUUACAGAGCCUUAUACUCAUUAAGUAGUGAAAAGGGGUACCAUUUAUGGCAUUCCGACCUGCGGCCUGAUGAUACGCCAAUAGAAGCAGGAUUGGCAUUUACAUGCCGAAAGACUGGAGACUACAUAGGUAAAGCAGCUAUUGACGAACAACGCAAAAAUGGCAUCAGGCGAAAAUUGGCUUUUUUCACUAUGGAUGCUCAAGUGCCAAUAUGGGGCUUAGAAGGCGUUUGGCGAAACGGUGAAAUCGUGGGUCAUCUUCGACGCGGCGAGUAUGGUUACACGUUACGCAAACCAAUUGGCCAAGCUUACAUUUCUCGUCCUGAUGGAGGCGUUAUUGAUGCAGAUUUUCUCAAAACUGGAAAAUAUCAAAUAGAGGUAAUGGGAAAACUAUAUGAUGCUAAUUGUCAUUUAAGAAGCCCGUUCGAUCCAAAAGGUAAAAGGGUCAAUGGCGAUUACAGUGAUCAACAUAAUGUUGAAGAAAUUUAAACAAA